Messenger RNA from Gadus macrocephalus (Pacific cod), 9289 nucleotides. It is a transcript of the gene amot, whose product is annotated as angiomotin. Gene Ontology annotation, cellular component: lamellipodium; bicellular tight junction; plasma membrane. The coding region runs from base 1642 to 5085 and encodes 1147 amino acids. The record is from RefSeq and is a predicted model, not a curated record. Gene Ontology annotation, molecular function: signaling receptor activity; protein binding. Lineage: Eukaryota; Metazoa; Chordata; Actinopteri; Gadiformes; Gadidae. The transcript has 15 exons. Gene Ontology annotation, biological process: establishment of cell polarity involved in ameboidal cell migration; regulation of cell migration; actin cytoskeleton organization.
UGGAAUAGUGUCGGAUAUUGUUGGUGUUGUCCUAUUGGUUCAUAGUUUAUUUACAUGACUGAAUGCAAUGUCGUUCAGAUCUACUACACGACUGAUAUUAAUCGUAUUGUUUUAAAUGCAGCUUAUGUGACGAUAAAGAUCCUAAUUAUGCAGAUGUAGGCCUACUGUAUGCUCCAUUUCCAUUCGUGCAUAUGCAUAUAAUUUAUCAUAUGGAUAAUGUAUAUAUGCCAACCUUAAUGAUGAUGCAUUGAGUGUUGAAUCUUCCUGGCUGCUGUGAACUAAUAAAAUAUCUAAUUAUCCCCGAAUGUGUAUAGCCUACAUGUAGGCUAUUUUAUAUAGUUGUAAUGUUUGUUACUGGUAAUUUAUUACGCUUUUGAAGUAAAGCAUCGGGCUGACUUCAGAUGGGAUGGCCCUGCAAAGGCGACGUGCAGGCAUCCGAGUGCUAUACGACCUCAGACAGACGGAUCAGGCUCCGUGCACUCCGAUAUCCUAAUUAUUGUGUUUCCUAUAUAAUGGUGUGACUUGGGUAGGAUGACAACAAUGACAACCCCGAUGACGCUUAUGGCCUCAUCUAUCCCUAAACAAUGUUCCCGGAGACCCCCCUCAGGUGACCCCAACAGGCGCAUCUGGAGACAGAUGUGAUCGCACGUUUUACAUGAUCAAAGUCUCUGCCGGUGCGGUUAUCGAGCGACGCAGCGCAAAUAGUUAAUUUCCUCCACUAAUAUGGUCCUUCUCUAUCAGCUGAGCUUUGUUCUGUGUGCAGAUCGCAACAGACGCGCAUCUGUUGGGUGGCUGGUUGCGGCGCCCUGGUUUAGUCUCAGUCAAUGCCUCGGUGGAUGGCCGACCGUUUCUCCCCGACGCACAAAAGCUCUUUUUGUUUCUUUCUCUUUUUUUUCUUUUUUGUUCCGUGCUGAGCGACGGUCCCAAAAGCCAACAGAAAGGCCCGUCGAAGUGGCCGACUUCCCUUUGGUGCAGGGGAAGGAGGGAUUUUCAGCCCGAGAAGUUUCAAAAACUCCUCUAGUUUCCGAUAAAAGGGGAGGGGGGGACUCUUUCCUUCACCCUGUGCUGGGUCUCUGCUGGGUCUCUGCCGGGUCUCUGCGGUCCACGGAAAGGGGGCCGUUCUUCGCCGCAUUCCUUUCAUAGCGCAGUCCCAGUAGAGAGCAGACCUCCACUUUUUCCCCCUGCCGCCUUUUUAAUAACUAUGAAGUCAGGAGAGACGUGCCGAUACUUUAUGGCGAACCACAAACGCAACUCGCCAUCCGUCCGUCCGAUCAAAAGCGCCAUCGGCGCAACGCAAGUGAACUUUGUGGGACAUUAAGUGCAUUAAUACUUGGACAUGGAAACGAGCGAGUAACGGGGAGCCAUUCCACCGGACGUCGGUAUAAAGAGUGGUUUGGCGUGAGCGACGUGGACCAGCGCCUCUACCUUCUGGAGCGUCUGGAGGACCUGCUGAGUCUACAGGAGGACCAGAGCCCGGGAUCGGACGGCCCCCAAGCCCUCUCCUCGCCCCCCCACACCCAGCCCCUGCCCGGACACCCCGGCCAUGAGCAACCCCCUCCCCCACUGAGCACCCCCCCCGAAAAGAAAGACUUCACAGAGGGCGAGUCAGAGAGAGAAGAUUUUGUGGAGGAACUGCAGGAUAUGGCAGUAGAAAUGUUUCGGAAAAAAGCCUCUUCCUCGUUGAGAAUGAGAAGAAUGACAGAGAGCUCUAGAUGGAGCAUAGACCGUGGGCGGAGCCUAUCCUUCCAUGAGGGGCGUGGCCAGCGCGAGGCCGAGAUGAGGGCUGCCGCCGAGGAAGCGUCCAAUAGCAGCGCAGGAGGAGGAGGAGGCGGAGGAGGAGGAGGAGGCAGCACCGUCCUACAGCGCCUCCUGCAGGAGCAGAUGAGCCGUAACUACCUGCUCAAGCAGCAGCACGACGGAGCCCGCGCGGGCCCCGGCCCCGGGUACCCCACCCCGGGGGGCCCCGUCGACGACCACUCGGCGACGACCCACAACGCCCGCCAAGAGCCCCAGGGCCAGGAGCUGCAGGCGGACAGCGGCAUGGAGAAGCUGUCGGCACCCCGCGGCGGCGGCGGCGGCAGCGGCGGCGGGAGCCUGGGGGGCCCCAACAGCAGCGGCGGCAGCGGCGGGCAGUGCCAGGGGCCCGAGGACCUGCCCACCUACGAGGAGGCCAAGGUGCAGUCGCAGUACUUCCGCGGCCACGGGCCCCCCCAGCAGCAGCAGCAGCAGCCGCCCCCGCCCCACCCGGCCUCCGUGGGCGCCGCCUUCUACGUGACGGGCAUGACGGGCGCCAAGGUGCGCACGGAGGGCCGGCCCACCGUGCAGCGGGUGAGCGGCGCGGGCAAGGUGCACCAGGACGACGGGCUGAAGGAGCUGAAGCAGGGCCACGUGCGCUCCCUGAGCGAGCGGCUCAUGCAGCUGUCGCUGGCCACCAGCGGCGUGAAGGCCCACGCGCCCGUCACCAGCGCCCCGCUCUCCCCGCAGCUGCCGCCGCCGCCGGGGCCCCCGGGGGACUACUACAAGCCCCAGCACCGGGGCCCCCCGCCCGAGUACCCCUUCAAGGGCAUGGGGUCCCCGCCCAAGCAGCAGGAGCCGCCGGGGGGCCACUUCUACCAGGAGCAGAGGGUCCGCGAGCACUCCCGCGAGGUGCCCCACGUCCGGUACCAGCCGCCGCCCGAGUACGGCUCGUUCAGGUCCAGUAAAGACGGCUCGGUGCACUCCCAGCGGACGCUGCACCACCACAGCCCCACCUCCUCCGUCACCUCGGUGGGCUCCCUGUCCCGCACGCAGUCCUCCACCCUCAGCAGCCUGCUCAGCUCCUCGCACGCCUCCUACUCCCCGCACCCCUCGCACGGGGCCCACCCCCAGAGCCAGGGCGAGCUGUACCCCGGCAUGGGCCCCCGCGGCCCCCCGGGGGGGCCGCCCCACCAGCAGCAGCAGCAGCAAGGGGAGCAACACAUGUACGGCCCCCCCCCCCAGAGGGCCCAGGUCCUAUCGCAGGACCCCUACGGCUCCACGCACAGGAUGCACCCCCACCAGCAGCACCACCACUACCAGCAACAACAACAACAACAACAACAGCAGCAACAACAACAACAACAACAGCAACACCAUCAACAACAGCAGCAGCAGCAGCAGCAGCAACAACUUCAGCUACAACACCACCAUCAGCAACAGCAGCAGCAGCAGCAGCAGCAGCAGCAGCAGCAGCAUCACCAACAGUUCCAGAGCGCCUCGCCCCCGCAGCCCCAGCCCCAGCCCCAGCUGCCGGUCCAGGCCGGACACUUCCCCCACCCGCACUCCCAGUACCACCUGCAGGGGGAGCAGUUCGCCAUGAUGAGCCGGGCGCACCAGAUGGUGGACAUGCUGACGGAGGAGAAUAAGAUGCUGAGGCAGGAGAUGGAGGCGUUCAGGGAGAAGGUCUCGAAGCUGCAGAAGCUGGAGAACGAGACCCAGCUGGUGUCGGAGGCCUACGAGAACCUGGUCAAGUCCUCCUCCAAGCGCGAGGCCCUGGAGAAGACCAUGAGGAACAAGCUGGAGCUGGAGGUGCGGAGGCUCCACGACUUCAACCGGGACCUCCGCGAGCGGAUGGAAACGGCUAACAAGCAGCUAGCUGCUAAAGAGUGUGAGGGGUCAGAGGACAACCGCAAGACCAUCUCCCAGCUGCACGCACAGAAUAAGGACGUGGUGAGGGAGAAGGAGAAGCUGGAGAUGGAGAUGAACUCUCUGCGCUCCACUGCGGAGGACCAGCGGAGACACAUCGAGAUCCGAGACCAGGCCCUCAACAACGCCCAGGCCAAAGUAGUCAAGCUGGAGGAGGAGCUGAAGAAGAAGCAGGUGUACGUGGAGAAGGUGGAGCGCAUGCAGCAGGCUCUGGCCCAGCUGCAGGCCGCCUGCGAGAAGAGGGAGCAGCUGGAGCACCGGCUCCGCACGCGGCUGGAGAGGGAGCUGGACUCUCUCCGCAUGCAGCAGCGGCAGGGCGGGGCUCACGGCGCGGGCGCGGCCUCCUCGGAGUACAACGCCACGGCGCUGAUGGAGCACCUGAGGGAGAAGGAGGAGCGCAUCCUGGCCCUGGAGGCCGACAUGACCAAGUGGGAGCAGAAGUACCUGGAGGAGAGCGUCAUGAGGCAGUUCGCCCUGGACACCGCCGCCUCCGUCGCCACGCAGAGGGAUACGUCGUCGUCGUCCAUAUGCCACUCCCCCAGCAGCAGCUACGACACGUCGGUGGAGGCGCGCAUCCAGAAGGAGGAGGAGGAGAUCCUGAUGGCCAACCGACGCUGCCUGGACAUGGAGAGCAGGAUCAAGAACCUGCACGCUCAGAUCAUCGAGAAGGACGCCAUGAUCAAGGUGCUCCACCAGCGCUCCAGGAAGGACCCCCACAAGGCGGACGGCCCCUCGGCCAUGAGGCCCUCCAAGAGCCUCAUGUCCAUCGCCAACGCGGGCUCCGGGGGGGGCUCCGGGCUGCUGUCCCACUGCCUGGCCCUGAGCAGCUCCCCCAUCACCGAGGAGAGGAGGGACACCGGCUGGAAGGGCAGUCUGGGGCUCCUGCUGGGUCCAGAGUACCGGACAGACUCCCUGAGGACGGAGUCCAUCUCCUCGUCUCCCUCCCCGGUGUUCCCCUCCACGCCGGCCACGGCGGGACACUCCAAGACGGGCAGCCGGGACAGCUGCACCCAGACGGACAAGGGCCAGACCCCGGCCCAGGACAGCUACCGGAGCAGCACCACGGGCCUGAACAGCCUCUCCGCGGGCCUGCAGAGCAGCAGCGGCGGCAGCGGCGGCGCCACCGGCCUGACCAGCAUCACCAGCCUGCACAGCGUCAACACGGGCCUUCAGAGCAGCAGCACGGGCCUGAACAGCCUCUCCACCGGCCUGCAGAGCCUGAGCCCCGGCCUGCAGAGCAUGACCCUGCCUGCCCGCCUGGGUCCCAGCCCAGUGUACAUACCGGACCGCCUAGCAGAUGCAGGGUUCCACAGCAGUACUCUGGAGAGGAGACCCCCGGUUCAGUCGCACUCCCAGCCCUCGGCCCUGGCCCUGACCCAUCAGCAGGAAGUAGACAACGACAUGGUCGAGAUUCUAAUCUGACACUGUCACUUUAAGAACUCUCCGGCGCCUCCUGCCUGGCGGUGGAAGAACAAAAUCAGCCCAACGACUUUGUGCGUGUGUGGGAAAACAGCACAGGCACACAGCCUCUGAUAAGUUGGUUGCGAGUACAAAAACAAAUACACGUACACACACACACACACACACACACACACACUUUGAAUUUCUGGUGAAGGAUGGCUCUAUUGGUUCUUAAUUUAACAUUUGGUGUUGAAUGCUCUCUGUAGAGGGUAUGACUAUGUUGAAAUGCACUAGUGUGUUUGACAAGAUGACAGUAUUGGUGGCAAUACAACGAGAGAGGGUUGGUAUUAUUGUUACGUUGUGCACAGAACAUACGGCAGCCGGGUGGAUCCACACCUUCUGGACUAUUAGCAUUUCACCAGUAGGCGGGACAUUCGGGAAAGGAGGACGUGAUUGGCCGUCGACAGCCAAUCAUAACGCUUGAUUGUUGAGGCUCCUCCCGACAUUUCCAAUGGUUAUUUCAUCAAUCCCGAAUGGAGCUUUCUACAACAAGUCUGUGUUGUCGGCCUCGUCGCCAGGCAGAUCAAUCAAAGUCACUUUUGACAGUGUUGCCAGAGGCCCCGCCCAUUCCCAGCACCCCUGGGUCCAAAUGUAUUGGCCACCUUUUAAUGCAUUUAUUGCACUACUUUUUUUGUAUUUUAUUUUUCUAAAGAGGGUGUUCUUUUUUCUUUUUUUAUUUCUUUACAAAACAUCCGACGUAGGUAUUGUAUUUAUGUGUAGAAUAUUAUUUACAAUAGUUAGGCAUGGUAAUGGGGUAACGAUACUGUACUCGACAAAAUACCCAUACCCUUGUAAAUACUGUAUAUGCGUAUGUAUGCUGUAAAAAAAAAGACCUAACCUUGUGGAGGAUUUGUGUGCGUGUGUGUGUGUGUGUGUGUGUGUGUGUGUGUGUGUGUGUGUGUGUGUGUGUGUGUGUGUGUGUGUGUGUGUAGGGGGGGGGGGGGGUUGAAGCAAAGCAAAGCAAGCCACUUUAUCACAUCACAUUGACCAGACACCAGACCCAUUAGCAAAAACCUGACUCGGACGCAGCCGUUUUGCUAGCAUUCACAGCUAGCCACGCAAGCCUGCUCAGAAGCUGGUAGGAAUACUGGUGGUGUCAGAAGCUCACAACGUCACCAUGGCGACGUCGCAGCGCCCAAUCGGUAGCUGAUGCAUUCAGACGGUCCCCAUAAGGAGAGCUGGCUGAACCACGCGCUGCCUCGCUGACAUCUCAGCGGCCCGGCUGUGGCUAUGCGCUAACCAGCCGCGGUGCAUGACCCUCACCCCCCGACGCACGACGCUACCGUUUGGCCCGCGGACGUCUGGGAAGGGAAGUUUGAGGAGUCGGCACUUUCACUGUGAUCCUGUUUUGACCCACGGGGCCAGUCCCCACUGGAUGGGGUUGGGGGGGGAGGGGCCCUAGAGUGGACCCCUGUCAGACUUGGGCCCCUUUCUAACGAUCCUGGAUGGGACGACCCUGCCUUAGGGUUGUUUCAGUUGUAACCCGGCACAGCGCCUAACCGCUCUCAGACUCUUUGAUGUGUGUGUGUGUGUGUGUGUGUGUGUGUGUGUGUGUGUGUGUGUGUGUGUGUGUGUGUGUGCGCAGUAGGCUUGGUGUGUCAGGGAUGACCGGUGAGUGACUGACGGCACGACGGGCAGGACAGUACAGGGGAUCACCGAUGUGCCUUCGCAGUGUUGCCAUGGUUUCCGUUUGCUCUGCCGCAACCGUGUACGGCCUCACUUUUUCCAAGAUUCACAAGUCACACAAGUGUUCACUUUUUUUUGAGCCCUGCUCGGAAUAGCAUACGAUCAUGACAAUACAGAAGAUGUAUACUGUUGGUUAGUUACGUUUAUUUGUUGCGCACACACCCCAUGUGGUCUACACUUUAUGAUAAGAAAACAAGCACAAACGUUUGCAGAUUUUUAUUUUUUUUUCCUGCGAAUACCAUCGAUUUAAUCAAAUCCGCUUUCCGGACUGCUGGAGCCUAGAAAUUAAAAAAAAAAAGAUGUUGGAUGUUUGAAAUUGAGCCUAUAAAAAGAAUGACAGAUUUUGUUUAGUGUGUUUGGCCGAACUGAAGGAGGCUGGAGUUAUUUGACGUUUUUAUGAUUUAAUCGUGUUUUCUCCAAAUGACAUUCUAUCUGCACUUAAAUUAUUAUAAUAUUGGUUUUGGAAGAACCAGCCCUGGCUACCAGUAAGGUGCGGACGAUUAGAAUCAAUCCUUCAUUGAAAGUCAAGACGAUUGGAAUUUCUCAGAAGUUCACGUUUUUGUUGUUUCGCCACUCCCAGAAUUCCAUGCAGUUAGACUAACGUGAACUUGAAGCUUAUGAACAGAAUGAACCAACUGGAAGACUUCCACUUAAAGCCAAAAUACUGGGACCAAAGAAGCUUUGGCUGGUUAGAUUGUGCAAAACUUGCCUUCUCAUAGUUUAAAGUCUGUCAAGAUCAAGAAUACAAUGCUUCGAAUUACAAUUAUGUACAUCAAGUAUUUGAUAUUUGUGUCUCAUUGUAUUAGAAACCUUGCCUUAGUGCCUGAUGCUAUCGUUGAAGCACAACAUGUAAUGUUUACGUCAGUAAGGGUUUUACUGUACGGGGGUGUCGGCUUGGAACUAAACCCGUGUGAACCACAACUUGUUGAAUGUUUAGACGCCAUUGGUUAGGAUUUGACGUGAAGAAGGGUGACCCUGUUACUGUUACAUUCCUGUCUUUCCUGGUGAGCUUUGAGGAGAACCAAGACAGGACUUUAGUGAGGAGAAGGGGGUCAUGUGGGAACUGCAGGCUCUGCAGAGCUGGGUUUGGAGUGAUUCAAAGAAUAUUGAAUGUUCCCUGUAAGGGAAAAUAUAAAACACACUAUACAAUCUGAGGUGAAUGGUUUGUCAUAACAUAAUUAAUUUAUAUUCACAUAUGAAUGCUGGCACAUUUAGCUAUACUCACCAACUUGUUUUUGUUCAUUUAUUAGAAAUGUUGAAUUCUAACUAUUGGGCCUUCGUUAUUUCUCUAAGACAAUAUCUUUCAACGUGUGCUGAUAUAUUCAUAUACAAGUUUGUUGUUUUUGUAGUUUGAAGCAAUCAUAAUGGCAAAGUGUCAAAGGUUACAGACUAAAUGUUUAUGCUCCUUCUGCCCCAUCAAGAGGCUUCUCUCCCUGUCGGUCAUGUGACUUUUGACUGUCACUCUAUUCAGAAAAUGAACUUGUCAAACGUGCACUUCAAAUUAGUUUAGUCGCCAAAUAUGCCUUGUUCAAACUGGUGACAAACUUGCAAGAUUUUGUAUCGAACAAAACAUUUCAGGUGUAGAAAACACAUUUCAAAAAUCACAUGCUUUUCAUGUCAAUCAGUCCAUGCCUGUCUGACUCUAACUCCUGUCAUGAAUUAGCCUGAUUAUGCCCCUUUUUGAUCAAGUAUUCGACCUAGAGAUAGUCGUCAUCAGCAAAAGAGAUGGAUUCAUUCACAGAUGGCUGGGAGUAAACCGUUCUAAACAGGAACGAUCAACGACAAUGUAAAGUAUGGUAGUGUUAUUCCCACCUCUGAACCGAACCUGUCCCACAAAACUCGGGUCCGAACAUCUUACGCAGUCUUACCCAGUGCCUUCUCACACAGAAACCCCCAGCGAGGCCCAAGCCUCGCAUCAAGGGAACUCCUACAACUGGUGCCCUCAUGUUUCUCUGCACUAUGCAAUUUUUUACAAUGUUUUAAAUGCAAAGCACUGACUACAUCCGCCUGUGUUCCGUACGCGCCGUCCUAAUUUACGUUUGGUUUAGGAAAGAAAAGCGAUCAAGUCUUGGGUCAAAACAUGUUAAAUUGUUCUUCCUACAGAUUUAGGCCAGGCGACCCAGCAUUCUGUGUGGUUUAAAGAAAAUGGCCGUGGUCGAGCAAAUGUAUUCGGCUGCAGCAGUACGUUCCGUUGGACGGCCGAAUCAUGUACCGUUACGAGCGCUUGCUGCAGAUAUCCUGGAGUCUGCACACACGUGCGGCUUGGUUUUUAUAUUGUUGUACAAUCACAUUUGCCGUAAAUGUUUUUGUUUUUUUUAACAAUUCAUAAUUUUGUCCACCUUGUUAUUUUAUAUACAUAUAAUGUUCAUCUCAUCCAGUUUAAUGUACUAUGGACCUAGUUUAUUUAGUUGGUUUAUAAUGUAUUUCAGACAAGUUCCCAAAAUAAAAAAAAAACUCCAAAUGUUUGUUUGAUAAAGAA